UUAUCAUCCAUACACAUUGCAGAAUGCCUGAAAUAUCCGAAAGGGGCCAACUGUCAAAUCUGAAAUCAAUCUUCCCUAGCGAUUUGGAAAUACCACUCCUAUUCCCGCCACCGCCAAAGAAGAACAGAAAUUUUCAGAAACUAUGAGCUACUCAUUAUCCACACCAAAACCUACCAAUCUCACCAUCUCUUCCUCGAUUGUCAAUUGUACUUCUCCAGUUGCCAUACUUGCUCUCCAUUUCCCAAUCUCGUCUAAUUCAAAACGAAUUCGUCCUCCAAUACGACUUCGUUUUUCGCCCACAGUUGUCAGAUCUCAGUCUCCUUCAAACCCGCAAAGCAGGAGCAAAGAAGAAGAAGACGACGCGGAAGCCCAAGUUCAAGACCUCCGUGUCCCCGACCAUUGGCUGCUCCCUUCGAAGGCUCUCCAGGAAUCAGAAUGGCUUAGGGUCACCUUGCACAAAUGGCUGGAUGAUGAGUACUGCCCCGAGGAUACCAACGUAGAAAUAAGUAAAGUUGCUGCACAGUCUUAUUACGAGUCUUUGGUAGGGAAACGAACUGACUUGGGUGAGAUCUUGUUGACGAUGGCUAGAAAGUUGGAAUCUAUUUCUUAUCAAGAAAGCUUUCAUGGGGCAUUUUCUUCAGCAAAUGCAGCCGUGAAUUUGAUUGCCCAGCGGAUAGAGCUUCAAGGUAAAAGUUUAUGAGUUAUUUACCGGUUACCUUUUUAUUUUGUUCUCCAAUUUUCGUUGCUCUCUGUAUUUGUCUAAUUGCAAUACUGGGAAUUCUUUCCUUUUUACCUCUGUUUAUAAGCACAGGAGGAAUAAAAUUCUAGGGCAACAAAACAUGCUCAUAUAAUUACGGACUUGUUGAAUUGUUUGCUCUUUUGAACCUAUAUGUAUAGAUAAGCAUGUGUCAGUACAUACAAAAUUAUUGCUUAGCAUUAGCUCUGUGGCUUUCAUAGAAUUCUAUGUUAUGUUGAACCUUAUUAACAAUGAUUUCUUCAACAAUGAAUCUCAGCAUUUUAUUU
This is a messenger RNA of Jatropha curcas, 1023 nucleotides long. RefSeq names its product plant/protein. Lineage: Eukaryota; Viridiplantae; Streptophyta; Magnoliopsida; Malpighiales; Euphorbiaceae. The record is from RefSeq and is a predicted model, not a curated record.